UCAACAUGGAUAGUGUUCAAGGCCAAUAUAUGCGUAUCAAUCAGAUGCUAAUGUGCAUCAUCGGUCAAUGGCCGUAUCAGGAGGUUUGGGAGAAAUUUCUCAUCCAAAUUGUUUUCGUGCCCGCGGUUUUCUCUCAGGCGGUUCUUCAGGGUGGCGGCAUGAUCACCGCAUGGUUCGCAGGUGAUAUCGACGCGUUUAUGGAAAGUUCAUCGCCUUUCGUAAUUAGUCUAAUGUGCAUCUGUAAACACAUUAAUUAUACGUACAAUCAUGAGCAGAUGAAGAGACUCACGAAAGUAAUGACGGACGAUUGGAGUAUUUAUUCCAAGUAUAGCUACGAGUACGAUAUUCUGUGUAAAAGUUACGCGAUGGGGAGAAAAGUCACGAUCGCUUACGCAGUCUCCCUGUAUGGCUCGAUGACUCCCUUUCUGAUUAUACCGGUGUUAAUAAACACAGCCAGCUGUAUGGGUCUGUACAACAUUUCCCUCGAAGGUAGACCCUUGAUGUUCCGUACGGAAUACCUUCUAGAUUCGCAGAAGUAUUACUAUCCGUUACUGGUGCACUCGUACAUCGGCACCCUCGGAUUCGUCACGAUCGUCGUAGCGAUCGACUCGAUGUUGGUCUUUCACAUACAACACGAGUGCGGGAUGUGCGAGAUCUUAGGAUACCGACUAGCGCGGAUUGUUGAUGCAGCCACUUUAGGCAUAGAUUCGUAUUCGAGUAGAGAAGAGGCUGCAUCGUACAAAAAUGCGAAGAACUGUGUAAUCUUGCACGCCCACAUAAUAGAGUACGCUAAACGAAUCGAACAUGCGAAUACGACAUCAUAUUUUUUCCAACUAGGUUUCAAUAUGAUGGGCAUGACUUUCACAAUAUUCCAGGCAGUGGUAAAGUUAACCGAUUUAAAGGAGGCUUUGCGAUUCAUGUCGUUCACGGUGUGCUUGUUUUCCGUUCUUUUUCUCGAGAGCUGGCCGGGUCAGCAACUGUCGGAUUAUACCGAUAAAAUUUUUGGAUACACAACCAACGGAAAUUGGUAUCAGUCUUCGCAGAGAGUAAAGAAGGUGAUUGCUAUGAUGUUAUUGAGGAGUUACGUGCCGAUUAGGAUAACCGCGGGAAAGAUUUACACUCUAAACUUGGAGAACUUUGCUGCAGUCGUACGCACAUCGUUCUCCUACUUCACCGUCCUCUGUUCUAUGCAGUGAGAGCUUUAAGAGCUCGACAACUCCUAUCGACGAUAGUUACAGGCAAUGUUUGUUUCCCAACUCGUGAGUUAUAGCUGUAUAAUUAUAAUAGAUUAGAAUUUAAAGAGGUAUUAUUACUGUGAACAUUUUUCUGUGUCAAAGAUGUGUGAUACAGUCAAAGUAUCCAAGUAUUCUUGGCGCGAUUAGUAUUAUUUUAAUAAUAUUCAGGGAAGAAAAGACGGCUAUAAAUACGAUUGCAAUAUAUUUUCUAGUUUUAUUUAGCUACAUAAUAUUUUUGUAUGGAAGAUACAACGAAGUUUAUAAUAAGAUACGUAUCUUCUAACGAAUGAAUUAGUUACUAAAUCAUGUUGGCCGCUAAUAUGUCUCCUAAUUGUCUAUCACGAUCACAAUUUUAUUGCAUAGACUGUAGAAUCGUUAGAUAUGAGAAAGCUGUACG
This is a messenger RNA of Nylanderia fulva, 1632 nucleotides long. RefSeq names its product odorant receptor 13a-like. Gene Ontology annotation, biological process: detection of chemical stimulus involved in sensory perception of smell; sensory perception of smell. Gene Ontology annotation, molecular function: odorant binding; olfactory receptor activity. The record is from RefSeq and is a predicted model, not a curated record. Lineage: Eukaryota; Metazoa; Arthropoda; Insecta; Hymenoptera; Formicidae. Gene Ontology annotation, cellular component: plasma membrane.